Molecule: messenger RNA, 2139 nt
Organism: Vitis riparia (riverbank grape)
Lineage: Eukaryota; Viridiplantae; Streptophyta; Magnoliopsida; Vitales; Vitaceae
Product: palmitoyl-acyl carrier protein thioesterase, chloroplastic
Exons: 8
Coding region: 449-1714 (421 amino acids)
Biological process (GO): fatty acid biosynthetic process
Molecular function (GO): fatty acyl-[ACP] hydrolase activity; acyl carrier activity
Source: RefSeq, a predicted model, not a curated record
AUCCUCUACCAUCCACUGAACCGCUGGCCCCAAUUCAACCUCACUCUCUCUCCUGAGUUGUGUGUUUUUUUUCUUGCGCUUUUCGAAAGUUGAACGAAGCCUCGGAACAAAAUUACGAGAAAGAUCGCAAACCCUAGAAACCAAUCCACCACCAUCUCUAGGGCUUUGCAGAUCGAAUUUGUGGUCGUUUUCUCUCUAACCACUGAUAUUUUCCCCCAUUUUCCUCCUUCCCUCAUUCACACUUAGCUCUUUUCUUUCGUUUUGCUAUCUCUCGUUGGAGCUUGUUUGGUGGCUGCGAAGCUCUGAGAAAGGAGAGAAGGUGUUUUUGUUUUAAAUGAACAUGUCACAGCCAACCUCAUUCUGGUGAAGACCAACAAUUUUCUGUCCCUCCUUUCUCUGAGAGCCUUGAUUCAGACAACUAAGUGCACAUCUGUUUUACAUUCUCAUCAUGGUUGCCACUGCAGCCACUUCUGCAUUCUUUGCAGUUGCUUCUCCAUCUUCUGAUCCAGAUGCAAAACCUUCCACCAAGCCGGGGGGUGGGUCUGCAAUUUUGAGGGGAAUCAAGUCAAGAAAUGCUCCUUCAGGCAGUUUGCAAGUUAAGGCAAAUGCCCAAGCCCCUCCUAAGAUAAAUGGUACCACAGUUGGUUAUACCUCCUCGGCGGGAGGCGUGAAGACUGAGGAUGACAUGUUGUCGCCUCCACCUAGGACUUUCAUCAACCAAUUGCCAGACUGGAGCAUGCUUCUUGCUGCUAUUACAACCAUCUUCUUGGCAGCUGAGAAGCAGUGGAUGAUGCUUGACUGGAAACCAAGGAGGUCUGACAUGCUAAUCGACCCAUUUGGCUUAGGGAAAAUUGUCCAAGAUGGUCUUGUUUUCAGGCAAAACUUCUCGAUUAGAUCAUAUGAAAUAGGUGCUGAUCGAACCGCAUCCAUAGAAACGUUGAUGAAUCAUUUACAGGAAACUGCACUUAACCAUGUUAGGACUGCUGGUCUUCUGGGUGAUGGUUUUGGUUCAACGCCAGAGAUGAGCAUAAGGAACCUAAUAUGGGUGGUCACUCGAAUGCAGGUUGUGGUAGAUCGGUACCCUACUUGGGGUGAUGUUGUUCAAGUGGAUACUUGGGUAUGUGCAUCUGGGAAGAAUGGCAUGCGUCGUGAUUGGAUAAUCCGUGAUUGCAAAACUGGGGAAACUCUAACCAGAGCCUCCAGUGUGUGGGUGAUGAUGAAUAAGCAGACCAGGAGAUUAUCAAAAAUUCCAGAUGCAGUUCGAGCUGAAAUAGAGCCUUAUUUUAUGGAUUCUGCUCCUAUUGUGGAUGAGGAUGGCAGAAAACUGCCCAAACUUGAUGACAGCACUGCGGAUUAUAUCCGCACAGGACUAACUCCUAGAUGGAGUGAUUUAGAUGUCAAUCAGCAUGUUAACAAUGUGAAGUACAUCGGUUGGAUCCUUGAGAGUGCUCCACUGCCAAUCUUGGAGAGUCACGAGCUUUCUUCCAUGACUCUGGAGUACAGGAGGGAGUGUGGAAGGGACAGUGUGCUGCAGUCCCUCACUGCUGUCUGUGGAACUGGUGUUGGUAAUUUGCUGGAUUGUGGAAAUGUUGAGUGCCAGCACCUUCUUCGACUUGAGGAAGGAGCUGAGAUUGUGAAGGGAAGGACCGAGUGGAGGCCAAAGUAUGCCCACAGCAUGGGGGGUGUGGGCCAGAUCCCAGCAGAAAGUGCUUGAUCUCCUUGCAGCUGGAGUUGCAGUAGGCCCUAUUGCUGCCACAUUGUUUCCGUAGAAUCUUGCUUGUGGGUUUUUUUUUUUUUUUUUUUUUGGGAUUUAUAUAUAUGUUUUUUUUCUUUAUAUAUAUAUAUAACGUAUAUGUUCCUUCUGAUUAGUCUUCCAUUGGAAAAAGAAGAAAAAGAAUCAGAAGCCCAUUGUAAUUAGCUCUUCGUGGACUUAGCAUCUUUAUUCUCUCUUUUAAGUUGGAUUCUCAAAUUGUAUAGUGGGGGUAAAAAGGGUUGAGUUGGUCGGUGGAUGGGGGGCCAGAGAACCGUAUGCGAUAUGCUUGAGGUACCCAAGCCCUUGGCUGUGCAAAACAUGUUGGAACUAUACAUUCAUAUUUAUUUUUUCGUAUUGUGGAAUAUUUAUUUAUUCUCUUUUCAGGA